UGGUUUUUGAGCUCAACAUCGAUCUUAUUAUCUUAAUUUUGGUCCUGUGUUUUUUGUACAAUACUUCGUUUGAAAUGGAUGUGAUUGACGGGAAAGCUAAGAAAGGGCUGAUCGUCCAGACAUGGGAACGGUGCAGAUCGAUCGGCCGCGGCGGCCCUCUCCCCCCUGCCGUGAUGACGAAAAGCCGGUCGUGGCCUCGCAGCAGCAUCCCGGCGGAGGACGAAAGGCGUUUGGGGAAACAGCGGGUGGCUCCGGAAGGAUGUUUCUCCGUCUACGUCGGGCCGCAGAAACAAAGGUUUACGAUCAAGACGAAGUACGCCAACCACCCUCUCUUCACCGCGCUUCUGGAAGAAGCAGAAUCGGAGUAUGGGCACAACAGUGAAGGGCCUCUUGAGCUGCCGUGUGAGGUUAACCAUUUCUGCGAGAUCUUGGUGGAGAUGAAGAACUCCCGCGAGGUCCGGCGGGGCUGCAACUUCGCCAAAACUCGCAGCUCCUCCUAUCACGUUCUCAGUCCUUCGCGGUUGGUCGCGCGCGCCAUGAAUAGGUUUUAGUUUUGAGCAAGCAUGCGUGUAAUUUCUCUUUAAAAUAGCUUGUUCUGUGCCAUGGAUGGUUUCUGAACUUCCAAAUCUUGUGAGAAGGGGAAGAAGAUGAGCCGAUUUGACAGAAGCUCUGUAUGAUCAUAACAGAAGUAUAUUGUCAACCGUGUUUAAUCAUGGAUGUUAAAAUGAUAUUAUAACCGUGUCAUGAUAUUAUUUGUAUCUUGUUUUUAGAUAA
Molecule: messenger RNA, 774 nt
Organism: Diospyros lotus (date-plum)
Lineage: Eukaryota; Viridiplantae; Streptophyta; Magnoliopsida; Ericales; Ebenaceae
Product: auxin-responsive protein SAUR32-like
Exons: 1
Coding region: 75-551 (158 amino acids)
Biological process (GO): response to auxin
Source: RefSeq, a predicted model, not a curated record